Hordeum vulgare subsp. vulgare (domesticated barley) is the source of this 1188-nucleotide messenger RNA. RefSeq names its product B3 domain-containing protein Os06g0112300-like. The transcript is spliced from 5 exons. Bases 21 to 923 code for a protein of 300 amino acids. The record is from RefSeq and is a predicted model, not a curated record. NCBI's taxonomy places the organism in Eukaryota, Viridiplantae, Streptophyta, Magnoliopsida, Poales, Poaceae. Gene Ontology annotation, molecular function: DNA binding.
CUCUGUGUGUACUGUACGGAAUGGCUGCGGCUUGGACGGAGCCCGGCGGCUCCCCGGCGGCAGACGAGGACGCGGAGGCGGACGUCGCCAGCUACGACCUGCGCGAUCUCCCGGACCAAGCGCUGCAGUCCAGGCUGCAGCGCAUGCAGUCCAGCAUCCACGGAGGCAUCGCCCGCCGCCUCCCCGACGGCGGCAGGACGUACCGCCGCAAGCUCCUCGCCCUGCGCCGCGAGUUGGACCGCCGCAAAGGCCAGGCUUCUGCGUUCUCCUCCAGGAUCCCGCACACGCCCUCUUCCCAGCCGCCGUCGACGCGCCGAGGCGGGCCGCCGGAUGACGACCAAUGCAAACGUAUUGUGCAGUCAGGGUGUAUGGAAUCGUCUGAUGUACAAGGGACCUCUUCCUUGCCUGAUCAGGUGAAAGAUGAGCAAAUGGAGACCCCUGUAUGUCCACCAAAGCAGCUGCCGAAUGCACACCUCAUCAAACCAAAAGUAGAGCCUUGCAAGUACUCUUUGUCGCCAGCUCCAGAUGACAGCGAGAAUUAUGAGACCACCCCACUCUCUUGCAACCACCCCUUCUUCACCAUCAUCCUAUUGAGAUCUCAUGUUCAGAAGCCGUUUCAGCUGUACAUUCCCGGUCGCUUCCACAAGCACCUCCCGGAGGCGCGCACCUCCGCCACUCUCAUCUGCCGUGGGAGGUCAUGGGCCAUGCGCUACUGCGGCGACUUGAAGUUAAAAAAGCUGGAUGCAGAUUGGAUGGACUUCGCUGUGGACAACCGGCUGCAGAUCCACGAUGCCUGUGUCUUCGAGCUUGUGAGCACCAGAGAGGAGGUGGUGUUCAUGGUACAGAUACUCCGUGGCAGCCUGCCAAAGGAGAUCACCUCUAAAGGUUACACCGCCGACGAACCUUUGGUCAUUCUGGAUUAGAGGUCAGGCCAGUAGAUUCUUCUUGUUGCAUGGAGCACAGGAAACUAGGACCUUUUUUUUGUGCUGUUAAAAUCUGGAUUCCUAGCAUGGUCAGCGUAUUUUGGGUCAGUUUACUACCAGAGUAGUUGUGGAAGGUGAUGCAUGUUGGAUUCUGACCUUGUAAUUCCCCAUAACAAUUUGAUAAUGAGAAAAAACCCAACAGUUCAAAAAAUCCAUAUUAUUUCAGCUAUAUUUCUUGAACUGUUGGGUUUUGUUUGGCAUCCAA